AGAGGAAGGAAGAAAAAAAAAUAAACUAGAGAUCUGAAGAGGAAGGAAAUUCUCGAGUGAGUCACGGCUGAAUCGCCGUCGAUCCAACGUCACUGAGUCUAUGGAAGGAGUGGGAGCUCGACUCGGACGCUCCUCUACUCGGUACGGACCUGCCACGGUAUUCACCGGGCCGGUGCGGAGGUGGAAGAAGAAAUGGGUACACGUUUCCCCACCUAACAACAGCAGCGGCAGCAGCAAUCACUCUCAAAAUCACCAGAGUGGCAUCAACGGUACGACGAACGGUAAUAAUGGUUCGCAUCUCGUGCUUUUCAAGUGGACCCCAAUAUCUCAGAACCAAAACAAUAACAAUGGGGACAGCCGGGACACGACUCCUGUCAAGGAGGAUGGGGUGGUGGCGCCUGAGGAGCCGCCAAGACGUAAAUUCAAAUACAUACCGAUUGCUCUCCUAGAGGAACAGAAAAAUGAAGAUGCAGAAAAUGAGGCCACGGAGAAGGUUGAGGAUGAAGCUAAACCAACUGAUAACAACCCUAGUGUUACGGAGCCAGCUCACAAGAGUAAUGGUUUUAAUGAAAAACCUGACAUUAAUGAUGUCCCCAUUGAAGAAAGUCAGGUGAAUAUCUUGCUGAGCUGUCUUUUCAGUUCUCUGUCUCUCUUUCUCUCUCUCUCUGCUUUGAGUUGUGUUUUAGGAACCAUUCUAUGAUCAGAUGCCUUCUAGAGGCUUCCUCUACAGAAAACCUAUUACCACUAAUGGAUGAAGGCUCUUGCAAUCUCUUGCUAGAACUGAAUUAUGGCCAUACAAGUCUACAUAGGAUUUCUUACAGGUUUCCCACUUUGGUUUGGUUCAUGUUAUCAGUGAGAGAAAGUUACAUUUUCUAGAAUGCUUGGUAAGGGAAAAUUCAGUCUGUUAGUUAUAGCUUGUGGACAUUGACACCAUUAAACUUCAUACCUUGUCUUGAGCAUUUUUGUUUGAUUAUCUGAAAGGGUGGAUGUAAUGGUCACUUUAACUUUGAUAUUUCUCUCAGGAGGAUAAUAAAGUAGUACGGCAAGAUUUGAAUGAAAGCACAUUGGAUUUGAGUUUGGGUUUGACAACUCAUGAUGCUGACUCUGGUUCAAAAAUGGAUAAGUCAAGCCAAGGAAAAAUGGAAAGACUGAACUCAAAGUAAUGCUGCAACACAAGUAUAGGCCUUGUUCAACUUACAUUUACAUGCAGAUGAUUAGAAGAAACUGGCAUACAUUUUAUGGCUGAUCUAUACCCUCCAAUUUUCACUUCACAGCCCUGCUCUCACCUAGCUGGUAGUUGUCUUAUGUUUGUACCUCUUGUUUUUCAUUUGAUUUGAUGCUCCUUUGCUGAGCUCAUUAAAACUUGUAUUCAUUGAAAAUGGAGUUGAUAAAGUCUUAUUUUUUUCUUGAACAUUGAUUAUUUUUUCCCAAGUUUUCUAGGACAUGUUGGGACUGUACUAAUUGGAUAAACAUACGAAAAAUUUCGUUCUCUCCAUGGAUUUCAUAUGAAUUUUUUAUGUUGUUUAAUGCAUAUGGAGAUUGUUAGAGAAAAGAUGUAGAUAAAAGAUAGAAGCCUUU
Rubroshorea leprosula is the source of this 1578-nucleotide messenger RNA. The record is from the annotation of a GenBank genome assembly. Lineage: Eukaryota; Viridiplantae; Streptophyta; Magnoliopsida; Malvales; Dipterocarpaceae.